This is a messenger RNA of Colossoma macropomum (tambaqui), 511 nucleotides long. Its product is annotated as mannose-specific lectin-like. The record is from RefSeq and is a predicted model, not a curated record. NCBI's taxonomy places the organism in Eukaryota, Metazoa, Chordata, Actinopteri, Characiformes, Serrasalmidae. The transcript has 3 exons. Bases 40 to 378 code for a protein of 112 amino acids.
CUGACACUUCACUUCUACAGCCUCUACUGACCACCGAAAAUGAGCAGGAAUGCACUCUCUACCAAUCAGGAACUGCAUAAGGGGGACUAUCUGAUCUCUAAUGAUGGAAACCACAAAGCUAUCUUCCAGGAUGAUGGGAACUUUGUGGUUUACAGCAUGAAACCAGUUUGGGCUUCAGACACUUGGAACAAACCAGGAACUCGCCUCAUAAUGCAGGAGGACGGAAACCUGGUCAUUUACACCAAUGAUGGCAAACCUUUGUGGGCCAGUAACUGCUGGCAGAACAGUAAAACCCAGGACAACCGUCUGUCCAUCAACAAUGAAGGCAGCCUGAUCAUCCACAGGGGAGCCACAGUGCUCUGGACAGCUAAAAAAUAAAAACCUACCGUACACUCACACUUAUCCACUUAGAGUCGUAUGCAAAUGUUGGAACACUGCCAGUCAAAUUCCAUGUGUUUUUGAUUUUUCUUGUGAAAAUAAGGUAAAAUAUGAUCUAGAGUGAAAACACUUA